AAAAGGAGAUAAGCUCAACACAAAGUUUGCAAUUAGAGUGAGUUCAUGGCCCGAUGACCGGACUUAUAAACACUUCUUCUAUCCAAUAGCAUUGUGAGGACAAACAAUAGAACCCAUUAAGAAUGUAAAUGUGGUCUUGAGAAAAAAAAAAAAAAACAUUUGCAGGCAUUUUUUUUUUUUUUUUGAAAGUGAUGUUGUAAUUCUGCAACAGUGGGCUUUACAGGGUUAAUAGCUGACACUUAUAACUAGUUUUUAUCACAUUAAUCACAAAAAAUGUGGCACAUCCAGUUUUUCUGAUGUACAUCAAGAUUUGCAAAAGUUUCAUUCACCAUCAUCAUCUCACCUGACUAGUUCGUCAAAUUAUUCUCAGAGAGAACCUAACAUCACAGAUCACUUCGAUACUCUCGACUUUUUUAAUACAGUGAAGGAUAAAAAUGUCAGAUUCUUGGAAAACUGCUGUAAAGGCAGUAAUUGCCAUGUUUUUGUUGGAAUGUUUUAUACUUUCUGCAUACCACCUCCUACCACUUGGAUAUUUUAACCAACAAGUCCAGAUAAAAAACAACAGCAAAGAAUCUUGCCUCCAUGUUCUUAAGAUGCAGAACUACAUAUGCACUGUGAACAACUCCAUGGAGGAACUCCUGAUGACAACAUCUGUACCAAAGCCCUUGACCUCCACUGAGAAAGAAGAACCAGACACCAUUGUGUUGAUCUGGAUGUGGCCUUUUGGUUCAAGAUUUGGCCUUGGACUCUGCAGUUCAGCUUUCAAUAUCCAUGGCUGUCAUUUAACAGAUGACAGAGGUCUUUUUAAUCAAGCACAUGGGGUUAUGUUUCAUCAUAGAGAUAUCAGUUGGGAUUUAUCUAACAUGCCGAAACUUCCACGGCCUGCUUUCCAGAAGUGGAUAUGGUGGAAUAUGGAGUCUCCAACUCAUUCAGGUCAAAAUCCCUUGCUAAAAGAUCUGUUCAAUCUGACUUCAGGUUACCGCCGGGAUUCAGAUAUUCCAGUACCGUACGGUUGGCUCUCAGAUGCCACGGAGGUAGAGAAAAACUAUACUAUCCCAAAGAAGGAAAAAUUAGUUUGCUGGGUUGUAAGUAACUAUAAUCCAAAUCAUAAGCGUUCACAGUACUUUAAUGAGUUAGUGAAACACAUUAACGUGGAAGCCCAUGGAAGACACUUCAACAGUCCAAUUAACAAUAAUGAAUAUUUAAAUUUGGUGUCCAGUUGCAAAUUCUACCUGUCCUUUGAGAAUUCUAUUCACAGAGACUACAUGACUGAGAAGCUGUUCAACUCUCUAGCACUUGGUACCGUUCCAGUUGUUCUUGGCCCAUCGAGAGAAAACUAUGAGCAGUUCAUACCAAGUGAAGCCUUCAUCCAUGUGGAUGACUUCCCAUCCCCAAAAGAACUGGCUGAUCAUCUAAAACUCUUGGACCAAAACGAGGAUCUGUACAGGCAGCACUUUACCUGGAGAAAACAUUUUGUUUCAAAGGGAGCAAAAUUCGGUCUUGAGCAUGCCUGUCGGAUUUGUGAACAUGUUAGAAAGAAUAAGCACUACAGAGUGGUCAAAGAUCUCAACAGCUGGUACUGGGGUUAAGGGGGGAUUUUAAGACAAUGCUGACUGACCAGGGGUGGUAAGUCAUGAGUAAAUAAAAUUUACAUCUCAUUUAACCACAUGUCCUGCUCCAGCUUUGCGCUGCAAGAUGGGUCAAGUUAUAUUCCAAAUGGGGUUUGUCGCAAAUUCAAUGAUACAUUUUUGUUUAAUUCUUCAAAAUUAAUCUCACAUUUGAACAAUUACCAUUAUAAAUUUAUGGAAAAUUAUGUUCUUUUAUAUAUUUGGGGCAGGGAUUAAAAUGGUUCAAAAAACAAACACAACAUUUUUGAAUGUUUUUUUUUUUUUUGCAGAAUGUAAUAAAUAAUAUAAAUAAAUAUAAAUAUGUGAUAAAUAUUAUACUACGGUUAUCAUACCUCAAGACAUUGUUUUAUUUCAAGACAUUUGUCAGGUUUUUGUCCUUAAAAUGCUCUUGUGUUGUACAAAAGGACCUCAAUGAGUCAAGCAUGUAUAGUUAAAUGGAAAGUGUUACCUAUUACGUCCAAUAGGUGGCAGUAUCCUUGGUCAGAUUUGGACUGUUAGCAUUGAUAGAGGCUAAAGUGAAAGUUGAUUUGAAGUUGCCAUUUGAAGCUUCUGCCUUUCAAACGUGACACAGACCUAAUUUAAAGGGUUAGUUCACCCAAAAAUGAAAAUAAUGUCAUUUAUUACUCACCCUCAUGCCGUUCUACACCCGUAAAACCUUUGUUCAUC
Megalobrama amblycephala (Wuchang bream) is the source of this 2294-nucleotide messenger RNA. RefSeq names its product 4-galactosyl-N-acetylglucosaminide 3-alpha-L-fucosyltransferase 9-like. NCBI's taxonomy places the organism in Eukaryota, Metazoa, Chordata, Actinopteri, Cypriniformes, Xenocyprididae. Gene Ontology annotation, cellular component: membrane. The coding region runs from base 435 to 1589 and encodes 384 amino acids. The transcript is spliced from 2 exons. Gene Ontology annotation, molecular function: alpha-(1->3)-fucosyltransferase activity. The record is from RefSeq and is a predicted model, not a curated record.